CAUCAAACUGAAUGCAAAAUGUUUUACCACAUUCAAUUAGAACAUGAAAUCCAACUGCAUCCUCGCUAUUUUGGACCGAAUCUAUUGGACACGGUCAAAAAGAAGUUGUUCAAAGACGUUGAAGGAACCUGUACAGGCAAAUAUGGAUUCGUCAUUGCUGUGACCACAAUUGACAGUAUUGGUGAUGGUGUCAUUCAAUCAGGCACCGGCUUUGUAACUUAUCCGAUCAAAUAUCGAGCCAUUGUUUUUCGGCCAUUCAAAGGAGAAGUACUUGAUGCUAUCGUUACACAGAUCAACAAGGUCGGUAUAUUCACCGAAAUUGGCCCAUUGGCUUGUUUUAUAUCACGACAUUCGAUACCAGCCGAUAUGGAAUUUGAUGCUAAUGCUAACCCACCAUGUUAUAAAACAAAAGAUGAUGAAAUGGUCAUCAAUCAGGAUGAUGAAAUCCGUGUGAAAAUUGUCGGUAUACGUGUCGACGCUACCGAUAUAUUUGCCAUCGGUACGCUAAUGGACGAUUAUUUGGGUCUUAAUUGAAUAAAACUGUCAACUCGGUUUUUAUUCAUCUCAUUUGUUGUAGAUAACCUAUCCACCAAUUUCAUUCAUGUAUCAUUAUAAUGGAUUUAAUU
This is a messenger RNA of Dermatophagoides pteronyssinus (European house dust mite), 626 nucleotides long. RefSeq names its product DNA-directed RNA polymerase II subunit Rpb7 (gene Polr2G). Gene Ontology annotation, cellular component: RNA polymerase II, core complex; P-body. Gene Ontology annotation, biological process: nuclear-transcribed mRNA catabolic process; DNA-templated transcription; transcription initiation at RNA polymerase II promoter. Lineage: Eukaryota; Metazoa; Arthropoda; Arachnida; Sarcoptiformes; Pyroglyphidae. Gene Ontology annotation, molecular function: translation initiation factor binding; single-stranded DNA binding; single-stranded RNA binding. The record is from RefSeq and is a predicted model, not a curated record.